GUCCCCACGCUUACCGUCCCGUCCUGUCACCCAUCUGUCAAGCGCGAUAAAAUGCAAAAUGGCCACGUUUGAUUUGAACGAGGGCAAUUUUCCUAAACCAACUGAUAUAACUGACAGAACAGAAUGGGUGCCGCUUUCCCUAACCCUGGUCGAGUACCCCAAAGUUUACUAACAUUUCCAGGUGACUUCAUCGGUAAAAUCCUCGCUUUGAUCAGUCUGGCCCCCUUUGGAAUCGGGGCUGGCUUCGUGGCGUUAAUCCUUUUUCGCCGCGACUUGCACACGAUAACGUUUUUUCUCGGUACGUUGUGCUCCGAAGCCCUCAACUAUUUCCUCAAGCACACGAUCUGCGAGGAGAGACCCAUGCGGAGGACGGACUUGUACGGGGAGUACGGCAUGCCGUCGUCGCAUGCCCAGUUCGUGUGGUUUUUCGCCACAUAUGUCAUUUAUUUCGUGUUUAUUAGGCUCCACCACAUGAACAAUAACACGAUUAUUGAGAACAUGUCGAAGAUUUUGAUCAUAUCGUCGUCGCUGGUGAUGGCGCUGUUGGUCUGCGUUAGCCGCAUUUAUUUGCAGUACCACACGGUCUCGCAGGUGCUGUGUGGGGCGUUCGUGGGGGUUUUAUUUGCAACUUUUUGGUUUGCGCUCACUUAUCUCGUGUUCACGCCGCUGUUUCCGCAAAUAGUGACCUGGAAAAUAUCAGAAAUUUUAUUGUUGAGAGACACGACGUUGAUACCGAACGUCUUGUGGUUCGAAUAUACAAAUACUCGGCAAGAAGUUAGGGCGAGGAGUAGGAAAUUGGUCAGUAUGAAGUCCCAAUGACAUCUACUGGAAGACGGUUUCCGGUUUGCAUUCCCGCACCGUUUGGUCCGAUAUUUGAAAAUAUAUUGGCCCCGAAAACGGUAAUCGUAGACCAAAAACCGUUCAAAAGGUAAAACAAUCAAUAGUUAUUUUUAUAUAAGCGGCUUUUUGUAAAAACCAGAGUUGUCAAUUGGUGGCACAUUACAUCAUCAUUUCAUGUGACUAUAUGUUAAUGUAGAAUCGAUGUUUUUCGGGGAAUGUAAUCUACUCGAAAAAAUGAUAAAUGUGUAACUUUUUCUACUAUCGCAAUACUUUGCUCGUCUCGUUGUUUUAGGGGCUUUUGUUGAUAUUAGGGCAAUUUUUAUUCUCACCUUUGACCUACGUUGUAGGCCACGUGACUGAUACCAGAUAAUUAACGUUCAUGAUAAUAAGACUACAUGACAAACACCACGGCAGUUAGAUAUUUAGUGACCUAAAAUAGUUGAAUUGGUAGCUUUCUUGUUGACAUUGUUGUUUUUAUUUGUUUAAUUAAUUCCAUAGGAUUUAAGUUGUUUCGCUUGCAUUUAUUAGACACAAAAUUUUGUUUCUGGCGACAAUACUCAAAAACAAGAACUGCCAACCGUUCGGUCAUGUUGGCAGCCUUGCAGCUAACCCGGCGCAUCCACCAUUUUUGCUGCGAUCUUUAUGUGGAAAACAUGUUUUUCGCCAUAAAAUAACGGAAUUUUUUGCGAUUAAUAUCAAAUUCACUAUUACUGGGCAAAGACCACUUUUUCGUUCGUUGGUCAGCAAUCGUAAUAAUGUACUUAAUAACCAUUUGACUGAUUUAUUAAAUAGUUAAUAGGUGAUUUAUAGAGUAGCUAAAUCUAGCAGUGAAACAGUUGCAAGCAUUCCAGGCUUGCUAAUAAGGGAGUGAUUUUUGAUGAGGUAAUUCCCCUAAAAGUGCUUUAAUUAGAGGAUAUUCGUGUAAUUGUUGACAAGAAUCCGAUUUGGUUAUUGUUGACGACUUUUCCAGUGCAAUAUUAAGAUUUUUUAUUUUUUCUGAUUUUAUUGUGUAUUACUCAAGGUUCAGGGUAAAAAUUCAAAAAGAUCGGUUUAGAAUCAAAUAAGAAAACGCACAAAUGUACAGUUUUUGGACCUCUUUUGUGUCAUUGUUUUAUUGUUUGUAUGUUUAUAAAUAAGCAGUAGAUUAAAUUAAAUAAAUGUAAAUUUUACUACCAAAUUAAAUUAACAAACCGAAAA
Molecule: messenger RNA, 2037 nt
Organism: Tribolium castaneum (red flour beetle)
Lineage: Eukaryota; Metazoa; Arthropoda; Insecta; Coleoptera; Tenebrionidae
Product: dolichyldiphosphatase 1
Exons: 4
Coding region: 124-819 (231 amino acids)
Biological process (GO): lipid biosynthetic process; protein N-linked glycosylation
Cellular component (GO): intracellular membrane-bounded organelle; endoplasmic reticulum membrane
Molecular function (GO): dolichyldiphosphatase activity
Source: RefSeq, a predicted model, not a curated record